Molecule: messenger RNA, 2157 nt
Organism: Ustilaginoidea virens
Lineage: Eukaryota; Fungi; Ascomycota; Sordariomycetes; Hypocreales; Clavicipitaceae
Exons: 6
Coding region: 1-2157 (718 amino acids)
Cellular component (GO): nucleus
Molecular function (GO): RNA binding
Source: RefSeq, a predicted model, not a curated record
AUGGCCGGCGCGGUAACGGACUUGGAAGCUGGUCUUCAGGCCAUGCUGAAUCUUAAGCCGCCUGGUGUGUCCGGAUCUCGUAUCACUAGUCUAACGUCGCUUUGCGUCUCCAACAUACAGUCUGAAUCCGUACUCAUUCAGAAGAUCUAUACACAUUUCAAAAAAGCUCCUGGAACACACAAGUUGGGGGUUCUCUACGUAGUAGAUUCUGUAACCCGAAAAUGGCUCGAGCAAGCAAAAGCCCAAGGACAAACAGUAAACAGUUCUGCCCCGGAUGGGACAUAUGCCGCCGGAGUACAUCGAGUGACGGAACUAAUGCCCGUGCUAAUGAAUGAUAUCCUCCAAACCGCCCCUGAAGAACAAAAGGAGAAGAUUAAGAAGCUCCUAGACAUCUGGGAGAAGGGCCAGACCUUUCCUGCGCACAUGAUUGAAUCAUUCAAGCAGAAGUUGACUGCACCAUUAGUACCGAAAGCAUCAACAACUCCCCCGGGCAGCCCGCCCGCAUCCGCUCUGGCUGCAUUGCAAGGCCAGCCUCCAGCUUCUGGCGCUCCUGUCCCCCCUAAUGGGUCUUCGAUCCUGGAGGCUCUUGCAAACAUUGCUAGACAAAACACAUCAGCUCCUGUGGCUACGGCAGGUAACCCAAACCUACCUGCUCCUGCGCCUUCGUAUGGUAUGCCCGCUGCAGGCCGCCUACCGCCUCCAGUUGCUUCAUCGACGAUUCCGGUAUCUCAGCAGCAGACUCACCCAUCAUAUCCUCCGGCCACACAACCCGUAAACAUGUCGUCUCUGCCCUUCUCAAUUCCCCAGAUGCCAGGACAUGGUGGUGGUGCUGGUGCUGGUGCUCAAGCUACCCCCUUGCCUAACAACCAGAGUAACCCUGCAAUUCCAUACAAUAUGGCAAACUCGACCGCUCCUACUGGUGGAGCAGCCUUAGACUCAAGCGUUCAACAGCAGAUCCUGUUGAUCAAGGCUCUCGCCGAUCAAGGUGUACCGUUCGACAAGAUUCCUGCUUUGAUCCAGAGUAUGACAGCCAACAACACCAACAAUACUGCCCCCGCCAAUGGUGCCCCCUCAGCAUUCCAGCCACCUAUUCCAGCAGCCCAGGGUACAUUUUCCACCGCAGGUCAACAGCCUUGGGGUCCUCCUGCUCCUGUAUCCGGUGACGGGCGUGACAGAGCUUACCAGGAUGGAGUCAGGUCGCCUAGGUAUCACGGCCGAUCCAGAUCACGGUCACCGGAUCGCGGAUGGGGAGGGUCGCGUGACUCACCACGUGGCGGACGAGAAAGACCUGGCCAUGGUCGCAACUCUCCGCUCAACGGUCGCCAUGAUGAUCAUGAUCGCAAUGGCCGUGGCGGUAACGAGUAUCGGCAACGCAGUCCUCCUGGUCGUCGAGGCAGAAGUCCUACACCAGACAACAGCAACAGCAACAAUCUUCCGCGUAUUGAAAGAUGGCUUGAGUAUGAUCCUAGCCUGCCGGCAGGUCAUAUCAAAGUUUUUAGCCGUACGCUGUUCGUAGGAGGUGUGACAUGCUCCGAGGCCGAGCUGCGAAGAAUAUUCAGCCGGUACGGCACUGUCCAGACGUGCAUUGUCAACAAGGAUAAGCGUCAUGCAUUCGUCAAGAUGCUGACCAGAAAAGACGCGGUUGCUGCCAAGGAGAAUAUGGAGGAUAAUAGGAGCAUCGACCUCCCACUAAGAACUCGCUGGGGCGUCGGUUUCGGGCCUCGAGAUUGUAGCGACUAUGCCACGGGUGUCAGUGUCAUACCGAUUCACAAGCUCACCGAGGCUGAUCGCAAAUGGAUCCUGACCGCUCCAUAUGGUGGAAGUGGUGGAAGUGCGAUUGAAACUGGUCUCUCUGUGGAAGAGCCCGACAUUGAGAUUGGAGCUGGUGUCUCGUCCAAAGCCAUCAGCCGCCGCAUGCAAACAGACAAGGGGGGCAGCAACGGACCCAAGUCGACCCGAAACAGAGAGGAAGACCCGGGCAGAAAUCGUCGGGGUCGAGACGGGGCGGUAGCUCGGCGAGGUGGUGGUGACCGCGGCAGCAACGGCACUCAAUCCUCCAUGGCGUCUGGCUUCCCAUUCGGCAUCGGAACCUUGCCCAACGGAAUGCCCAACUUCCCGGCCGGCUUCUCCUUCCCCGAUCCUAGUGCUAGUCAUUGA